AUGCUUACCGACACGGAGGUAGCCGUGAACGAGCGAUGGGGGACCAGGACCCCUCGGGAGGGGAUCCCACGCGAGGUCCGCCCAUUCGAACUGGGCAACAUAGACAUGAAGUCCCUCAACAUCAUCUCCAUCUUCUACCCCAAUCUGGACGAGGCCCAGGAGUACCUGCUGGCCGCCGGUCGCAACGCCGAUGGAUCGUACACCAAGCUGAGCCACAGCCAGCUCAAGAAGAUGGCCGCAGAACUCAAGGCUCGCAAGGCCGACGAAGAUCUCAAGGCGAAGAACGCUGCGAAGGCUUCCAAGCUUGCUGGAGGUGAGACCGUCGAUGAGGAUGAGACCGAGAAGGAGGUCCUGGGCGAGAAGUCCGACCCCAGCAAGAAGUACACCGUCCCUCCCGGAUUCGAUCCCGACUCGGACGUGCCAUGGACCCUCCAAUCAAAGGACCACGUCGACCCUGACAAGGAGUACGUCGACUGGGCUCCGGGCUCCUACGUCAUUGCCUACAGCAAUGGAAGAGCUCACAUGAACGGCAUGGAUUUCGGAGAGGGCGAGAUCGACGAGGGUAGCCUGUACUUCCGUACUAUGCAAGGCACCCACCUCCCAGAUGUCUCUUGA
Messenger RNA from Drepanopeziza brunnea f. sp. 'multigermtubi' MB_m1, 615 nucleotides. RefSeq lists its product as uncharacterized. The record is from RefSeq and is a predicted model, not a curated record. NCBI's taxonomy places the organism in Eukaryota, Fungi, Ascomycota, Leotiomycetes, Helotiales, Drepanopezizaceae.